Molecule: messenger RNA, 538 nt
Organism: Spea bombifrons (plains spadefoot toad)
Lineage: Eukaryota; Metazoa; Chordata; Amphibia; Anura; Pelobatidae
Product: beta-microseminoprotein-like
Exons: 3
Coding region: 16-372 (118 amino acids)
Source: RefSeq, a predicted model, not a curated record
UACCUACCAUGUUUUAUGUUUUCUUUGCAGAAGAUAUUUCUGACGUUUGCCCUUGUGCUUUCUGCCUUGGUGGUGCUGUCAAGUGCAGCCUGUUAUUCUGACAAUUUAACACUUAAUCCUAAAACAAGAACUAAAGUCUGUAUUAUGGAUGGAAAGAUACAUUCCAUAGGAACAAAAUGGAAGACUCCACAAUGUGAACGGUGCACCUGUGGACCAAGUGGAAUGCAUUGCUGUACUGAUUAUAUGAAACCUGCUGGCUAUGAUAAGGCGAAAUGUGAAGCUAUUUUUGAUCAGGAAAAAUGUACUUACAAUUUGGUGAGGAAAGAUGACCCUUCAAAAAAAUGCAAUGAGGCCGCAAUAUACAUUGGUUAAUACACCACAUCCAAACAGGUUCAUGAAAAAAAAUCAGAUCUUCAUCUUCAAAAUCAUGGUUUACGUCAACGGCCUGAAGCAGUCCUAUGCAGAAACAAAUUGUUGUUACCUGUACACAUCAAUCAUCACACAGUACACAUGUACAAAAUAAAAAUGAAAUUAUUAA